UAUAUAUAUAAUAUUUAUUAUUAUUUUUUAUUAUAUUAUUUAUUUAUUUUUUUAUUAUAUUAUGUUGAAAUUAAUGUUCUUUUAUGGGAAGUAAACGAAAUAAAUACAAAUAUAAUAUAUGAAAUAUAGAGAAAAAAUACAUGAUUGAAAUCUUAUAUAUGUGAUAAAGAGAUCUUAUAUUUUUAUUUACAAUAAAAGAUAUUUUUUGUUACAUUUAAUUAUAUUUUUUGAUAAUAAUGCACUGGUACAAUCGCUUAUGUUAUGUUAAACAGAUGAAUGCACUAAUAAUAUUGUGAGUCUUGUAUUAACAAUCUGACAUGCAAUGUUUAAAUAAUAAAUCAUUCUUAGCCCGUCGUGAUAUGUAUUCAGCUGUAUUAUACAUGUGUGUCCACAUUACUUGAUAAUAGAACGCGCUUAAAGAAGAGUCGUAUAAAAGCUGUAUUACAAUAUUAUGUGGCGCCAAUUAAUUACAUUAAAAUCGCGAUGCAGUUCGCGACGCAAGUGAUUUUAUUAUAUCUAUCAGUUGCGUUUUGUGAUGAAUCAGAAAAUAUAUUUUGGCCAGAUUUAUACGAGGUCAUAGAACCUCCUCUCUAUUACACCGAUAAAUUAUUGCAAUAUAAAGAUGCAAAUUAUAAUAAUGCGCCAAAUGUUCCGCAUUACAUCGAUACGCAGUUGCAAAAUCAGAGAGAUGAAGAUUACCUUCAGAAGGAUGCGCCGAAAAUUCCGUAUUACCCCAACACUCAAUCGAAAUACACAGAAAAUACGCCACUUACUCCAUUUGAAGAUCGGAAAGAUAAUCCGCAUAAUCUCUCAUUUCGGCAUCGCCAAAAGUGGAGGAAAUCUCCUGUUGCCGGAUUGGAUAAUUUGAGACCUAUCGAUGAGAGAUCCUGUCUGAACGACGUGCUUCGCGCGAAUUCUUCACUAUCGAGUCCCGUCGAGUGCGCUCGCACCUGUCGGAAAGGUGACCGCAGGAUCUGCUAUUACAAUUUUGUUGUGGAGUAUUAUCCAAUUAACGGAAUGGCAUGCAAAUUGUGCGUCCCCAAUGCGAUCAAUGCUUUCUGCAGCAAUUGUCAAUGCGUACUUGCUGAUGGUGUUGAACGUUCGGCGCAGAUCGUAAAUAGACAACUGCCAGGACCGGCUAUCGAAGUAUGCGAAGGUGAUCACGUAGUGAUCGAUGUGUCAAAUCACAUGUUCGGUUCCGAGAUGACGAUUCACUGGCAUGGACUAUAUCAAAAAGAAUUUCAAUACUACGAUGGUGUGCCGCAUGUAACGCAGUGUCCUAUUGAGAGUGAUACUACAUUUAGGUAUCAAUGGGGUGCAAACAAUGCGGGAACACAUUUCUGGCAUGCACACAGCGGUUUGCAAAAGAUGGACGGUGUUUUCGGUAGACUCAUUGUACGUCAAACUCCCGAACGCGAUCCUCACAGUCAUUUAUACGAUUACGAUCUCUCGACUCAUGUUUUAAUCAUUAGUGAUUGGAUGCACGACCCAUCCGUGAAUCGUUUUCCCGGCAAACGUUUCAAUCAGACCGGCCAAAAUCCAGACUCGUUACUCAUUAAUGGCAAAGGAAAAUACACGGAUAAAAAUACCGGAAUUACUACAAACACUACAUUGGAAGUAAUAUAUGUGGAACCUGGUAAACGAUAUCGUGUGCGUAUAAUUAACGCAUUUUGCACAGUUUGCCCUGGUAUGAUCACCAUACAGGAUCAUAACUUGACCGUUAUUGCUACGGAUGGUCGAGAUAUCAAACCAAAAACGGUAGAUUCUAUCACAUCAUUCGCAGGUGAACGUUACGAUAUAGUUUUGGACGCCAACAAACCCAUCGCCUCUUAUUGGAUACAACUUCGUGGUAUGGGAGUAUGCGCGUCUCUUGGUAUACAACAAUUAGCUAUCUUGCGUUAUAAAGAUGCACCGAGUAAAUCACUAUUGCCUUCUCCUAGUUACAACGAAGGUCUUCCUCAAGGCGUCGUUUUAAAUCCAUUAAAUGCUAGUUGCGAAGUACCGUUGGACGACAAGAUUUGCGUUAGCCAACUAGAUAGUAUAGAGCCGAUAGAUAAACGUAUACUUCAACCGGAACCCGACAUAAAGUUUUAUCUACCUAUUGGUUUUUACCUUUAUACACUGCAGGAACUUUUCCAACCCAAUCAGUACGACAGGUUUUUGUUGGCAGCAGGUACACUCUCUUUAAGCGGUGUAGUCGAUGGCAUAUCGUUUAAAUUUCCACCUUCUCCGCCACUUUCACAGCCUAAGGACAUUCCGAACAAUCAAUACUGUAACAGAACUACUUUACCGGAAAGUUGCGCCAAUGGUGUGUGCACGUGUACGCACAAAGUGGAUAUUCCGCUCAAUUCAGUUGUCGAGAUACUGUUGGUAGAUGAAGUACAAGGGAUCAAUUUGUCUCAUCCAUUCCAUAUGCACGGAUAUACAUUCUACGUGAUGGCUAUGGGCGAAGCCAAUACGAGUAGUAUUAACUGGGAAAUGGUACAGGAAAUGGACAGAAAAAAUCAAGUCAACAGAUGCUUCGAUAAGCCGGUCAAAAAAGAUACCAUUGCGGUUCCAUAUAACGGCUACGUUGUAUUGCGUUUCCUCGCAAAUAAUCCUGGUUACUGGUUGUUCCACUGUCAUUUCAUCUAUCAUCAAACAGUCGGCAUGGAAAUGCUUCUAAAAGUCGGCAACCAGGAGGACAUUCCGCCAGUGCCAAGAAACUUUCCGAAGUGCGGCCAGUAUUCACCGACUAUUGGAUACAACGCGUAUCCUCCGUUCGUCCAAGGCACGCAAAGCCCGCGAUAUCCAUAAUCGCGAUAUAUAUAAGAUAA
Molecule: messenger RNA, 2816 nt
Organism: Formica exsecta
Lineage: Eukaryota; Metazoa; Arthropoda; Insecta; Hymenoptera; Formicidae
Product: laccase-like
Exons: 10
Coding region: 484-2796 (770 amino acids)
Biological process (GO): iron ion transport
Cellular component (GO): plasma membrane
Molecular function (GO): copper ion binding; oxidoreductase activity
Source: RefSeq, a predicted model, not a curated record